AUGCAUGGGAAGUCAGUACAUGGACCCUUCUCCGCAUGCGCCGAUACCAAAGUCAAUGAAAGCAAACCCCAUAUUGCUGUGGGCUCUUGGUGGGCAUUGAAGGACUGGGCUGAAUCGUUUGUUGGUUGGUUGGCUGCGAAGGGUCCCAAGGGACCACCUCGAGCAUCUCUCAGUCUUCCAAGAGUUGACAGUCAGGUAGCUGUUGAUGCAACAUCGAGCAUCUUUGAAGGUCACUGUAACUGUGGGGAGACCAAAUUUAUGGUGCUGAUGGAUGGGACCGCUAGCAGGGAAGCGCCAGCCAUGAUCGCUCGAAAUUGA
Blastomyces gilchristii SLH14081 is the source of this 318-nucleotide messenger RNA. RefSeq lists its product as uncharacterized. Lineage: Eukaryota; Fungi; Ascomycota; Eurotiomycetes; Onygenales; Ajellomycetaceae. Bases 1 to 318 code for a protein of 105 amino acids. The transcript has a single exon. The record is from RefSeq and is a predicted model, not a curated record.